AACAACCCCCAUAUCCUCCAACCACUCAGCCCACCCGCGACACCACACGUCAAGCUAUUGGGACCUCAUUGCGACUUUUUGGAAUUACACCUCAAACACUGCAAAAAAGAGAGCGCAAAGAUGCCACAACCGCCCUCCCGCGCAAUCGCCUCCAAAGACCUGCCGCCGUCGGUCGAAACCGCCUACUACCGCAAAUGCAUCGAUCUGCGCCGCCGGAUAACCGACAUUGAAGACAACAACGAUGGCACGCGCCUGCGCAUAACCCGCCUCAACCGUGGAAUCCAAAAGAUGCGCCUCGAGCGCGCUUUUCUCCUCGAACAACUCAACAAGCACAUGGAGUACAACGUCGAUGACAGCGAUCGGAGUAGCAGCCCCCCGCCCACCCCAACCGACAAGCCGCUGCGCAGCAAGCGGAGCCACAACAGAAAGGGCACCCCACCCCUUGGCAGUAGCGGCGCCGGUGGCGCGAGCAGUACUGCAGGGGGCGAAGGGGAGAGACUAGGUCCCGAAGGAAGGAUAGGAGCCAUAGGCCAUAUAUCGCACAGCGUGAAUCCCGUCAGCAGCGCGCAAAGCACUCCAGACCCAGGCCGGUCGCAGAGCAACUAUUUCAGCACCGUCGGAGCCGGCAGUGCCACCACGGCUGCCAGCCCCCCAACCAGCGUCGUCAAUGGAGCACCGCCGCCAUCCCUGCCUCCCUUACAUUCUCUUCCGUCGCUACAGCCCCAGCAACCAGCGCAGUCGCAGUCUCAGCCCCAGCGCCAGUACUUUGAUCCUGCGUAUGACGAGCAGCGUCCGGCGCCUGCGGCUAAUGAUGAGGAAGGCGGUCGGCGACGCGCGCUUUCUGGCGCUGCGCAGCAGCCUCCUGCUGCUACUACGACCGAGUCUGCUGCUGCUGCUGCUGCUGUUCCACCGCAGAAUGGCGACACGGAGAUGACGGAUGCGAGCUUCACGGCUGUGAACCGGUAGGAUUUUUCCUACGCAUCAAGUAAGGAGCGGUAAUAGCAGCACGACAGGUGAUAUCAAGUCAAGGCGUUUAAUAAGGUUUGUUUCGAAGGAGUAUUUUGCUGGAAACGCUAUCAUCCGUUUUUUUAUUCAACCAUGGGUUUUGCUAGAGGGGGCCACCAUGUAUACUGGUUCUUGUCGAGCAUCUCGGAGUGUAUUAGUAGCAGAAAAAGGAUUUGUCUUUGUUCGUCCUUUGCAUGGUUGCCGAGCGCCUGGCAUUCCUGUUUCCAAUCACAUAGAUUCAAACUUGGUCAUUGUUACUGCUGAUCUCGCAUGGAUUCUGAUUACAAGCCUUGCAUUAUCUGGCCAGGAUGCUCAAUGAACUAUCACACCUAGAGUGCCAUGACUAGUUAUUGCUACAUUCAUCC
This is a messenger RNA of Bipolaris sorokiniana ND90Pr, 1370 nucleotides long. RefSeq lists its product as uncharacterized. The transcript has 2 exons. The record is from RefSeq and is a predicted model, not a curated record. The coding region runs from base 121 to 966 and encodes 281 amino acids. NCBI's taxonomy places the organism in Eukaryota, Fungi, Ascomycota, Dothideomycetes, Pleosporales, Pleosporaceae.